Erythranthe guttata (spotted monkey flower) is the source of this 1008-nucleotide messenger RNA. The record is from RefSeq and is a predicted model, not a curated record. Lineage: Eukaryota; Viridiplantae; Streptophyta; Magnoliopsida; Lamiales; Phrymaceae.
AAAAAAAAAAGAAAAAGAAAAAAAAGUAGGAGAAGAAUACAUACAGAAAUACAGAUAGAUAGAUACAGAAGGAAUUCGGUCAGCUUGUUGAGAGAGAGAGAGAGAGAGAGAUGGCGAAUAGACGGAUUGGGAAGACGAUACCCUGCUCUGCAUUCAGUGUUUUUAUUCUGCUACUCUCCUCUGCUACUUCUCAAUCACAACCUAACCAGGGUAUUGACAUUGAUCCUUCAAGAAAUAUUAAAGAACAGCACCCUGAAGUUCAUUGUUCAAGAGAAAGGAGUCGAGCCGCAUGGAAAAUAAUAGAGGAAUAUCUGAUACCUUUUAUGGAAAAAGAAAAGUAUCAACUUUCAAGCCGAUGCAGACUUCAUCAAAGCAACGAUAUAUUUAGAGAACAAGAGGAGCACAAAAUUCAUGUCGACAUAAACGAAUAUCGAUGUGGGUAUUGUAAGAAAGUCUUUCGAGCAGAAAAAUAUUUGGACCAGCAUUUCGACAACCGGCACUACAAUCUUCUAAACGUUAGUCACGGCAAAUGCUUGGCAGAUUUGUGUGGAGCUUUACAUUGUGAUUUUGUGGUGAAUACACACUCUCAGAAAACCAAGUGUAACCCUGGUGGGUGUGCGAGAAACCGUCACUUAUGUGAGGAUCUUGCCAACAGCUGUUUUCCUCUUAACGAGGGUCCUUCAGUAACUCGUCUUCACGAAUUCUUUUUACGUCAAUUUUGUGAUGCCCACACUUGCUCUAAGGGAAGGAAACCUUUUUCAAGGGGAGGCAAGAAGCAUACCAGUGUCUUCUACUUGGCGGUUUCAAUACUGAUUUUGAUGUUCCUUCCUAUAUUCUACUUGAUUGUGUAUUUGUAUCAAAGGGAAAUGGGAAAAAGUACAACACAGCUUAAGCGCAUUUCAAGACCACCUGGAAGAAAACCGAAGCCAUCUUGAUAUUCCCCCGGUUAAUUGAUCUGUGGUACAUAUCGAAGGAAACGAAGCAUAUUGCUCUAUUUCGGAGGCGCAA